Messenger RNA from Apodemus sylvaticus (European woodmouse), 8838 nucleotides. It is a transcript of the gene Prtg, whose product is annotated as protogenin. Gene Ontology annotation, biological process: axon guidance; cell-cell adhesion. The transcript has 20 exons. Gene Ontology annotation, cellular component: plasma membrane; axon. Gene Ontology annotation, molecular function: protein binding. The record is from RefSeq and is a predicted model, not a curated record. The coding region runs from base 244 to 3825 and encodes 1193 amino acids. Lineage: Eukaryota; Metazoa; Chordata; Mammalia; Rodentia; Muridae.
GUCCCCGGCCGGCCAGGCUGUCCACUGCGCCGCCCUCUACAGCCUCCCUCCGCCCCCGGCUGGACGCGGCGCGCGUGGUCCCCGCGGCCUGGCGCACUCGCGGGGCUCCGUGCGCCUGCAAGCGGCGCGUCGCCUCGCCACGCCGGAGCUGCGGGUUGCAGCGGGAGCUGCGGGUCCAGGAGAUCAGCGGGAGCAGCGGGCGCGGGCGAACAGCCCGGGAGCAUGCCCGCGCAGCCCCGCUGAAUGGCGCCUCCCGUGCGCCCGGGGAUGCUGCCCCUGCUGCUGUUGCUGUUACUGCCGCCGCUCGGCUCGGUUCCAGGAGUGUGGAGCUUUAGCGAACUGUUUUUCAUGAAAGAACCACAGGAUGCAACAGUCACCAGGAAAGACCCAGUCUUUUUAGAUUGCCAGGCUCACGGAGAAGGUCCCAUUAAGGUCACAUGGUUGAAAAAUGGAGCAAAACUGUCUGAAAAUAAACGGAUCCAGGUUCUGUCUAACGGCUCUUUAUACAUCAGUGAAGUGGAAGGCAGGAGGGGAGAGCAAUCGGAUGAAGGAUUUUAUCAGUGCCUGGCAGUGAACAAAUAUGGGGCCAUUCUUAGUCAGAAAGCUCUUCUGACAUUGUCAACUAUCUCUGCAUUUGAAGUCCAUCCAGUGUCCACUGAAGUCCACGAAGGAGGAGUUGCUAGAUUUUCAUGCAAGAUUUCAUCAACACCCCCUGCAGUCAUAACCUGGGAAUUUAAUAGGACCGCCCUGCCUGUAAACAUGGACAGGGUGACUGCCCUGCCCUCAGGGGUGUUGCAGAUCUAUGAUGCUGGCCCGGAGGAUGCUGGGAAUUACCGCUGUGUCGCAGCUACUAUAGCUCAUAAGCGGAAAAGCAUGGAGGCCUCACUGACCGUCGUCCCAGCUAAUGAGACGAGAUCCUUCCAUAUGCCAACCAUUGUAGCCAGGCCACAGAAUGUAACCGCGUCUCUACAUCAGACAGUCGUGCUAGAAUGUAUGGCCACAGGAUACCCCAAACCCAUCAUUUCCUGGAGCCGUCUUGAUCACAAGUCCAUUGAUGUCUUCAAUACUCGGGUACUUGGAAAUGGCAACCUCAUUAUAUCAGAUGUCAAGCUACAGCAUGCUGGAGUGUAUGUUUGUCGGGCCACCACCCCAGGCACGCGCAACUUUACAGUUGCUAUGGCAACAUUAACUGUAUUAGCUCCUCCUUCAUUUGUUGAAUGGCCUGAAAGUUUAACAAGGCCACGGGCUGGCACUGCACGGUUUGUAUGUCAAGCAGAAGGAAUUCCCUCACCCAAAAUGUCCUGGUUGAAAAAUGGAAGACGGAUACAUUCAAAUGGCAGGAUUAAAAUGUACAACAGCAAAUUGGUCAUUAAUCAGAUUAUCCCGGAAGACGAUGCUAUCUAUCAAUGCAUGGCUGAAAACAGCCAAGGAUCUGUUCUGUCUCGAGCUAGACUGACCGUGGUAAUGUCGGAAGAUAGACCCAGCGCUCCUUACAACGUUCAUGCUGAAACCAUGUCGAGCUCUGCUAUCCUCCUGGCUUGGGAGAGACCACUGUACAAUUCCGAGAAGGUCAUUGCCUACUCUGUGCACUACAUGAAGGCGGAAGGUUUAAACAACGAGGAGUACCAGGUGGUCCUGGGAAAUGACACAACGCAUCACGUCAUCGGCGACUUGGAACCCGCCAGCAACUAUACCUUCUACAUUGUGGCGUAUAUGCCAAUGGGAGCCAGCCAGAUGUCGGAUCACGUGACACAGAACACGCUAGAAGAUGUGCCCCUAAGACCACCCGAAAUUAGCUUGACGAGUCGAAGUCCCACCGACAUUCUCGUCUCCUGGCUGCCAAUCCCAGCCAAGUACCGGCGGGGCCAAGUGGUGCUGUACCGGCUGUCCUUCCGCCUGAGCACUGAGAAUGCCAUCCAAGUAGUAGAACUCCCGGGGACUGUGCACGAGCACCUUCUGGAAGGCCUGAAGCCAGACAGUGUCUAUCUGGUUCGGAUUACUGCUGCUACCCGUGUGGGGCUGGGAGAGUCAUCGGUGUGGACCUCUCACAGGACGCCCAAAACUACCAGCGUGAAAGCCCCGAAGUCUCCUGAACUGCAUUUGGAACCACUGAACUGCACUACCAUCUCUGUGAGGUGGCUGCAAGACACAGAGGACCCGGCUGCCAUCCAGGGCUACAAGCUGUUUUAUAAAGAGGAAGGGCAGCAGGAGCACGGACCUAUCUUCCUGGAUACCGGUGACCUGCUGUAUACGCUCAGUGGCUUGGACCCCAGAAGAAAAUACCACGUGAGGCUCCUGGCUUACAACAACUUGGAAGACGGCUACCAGGCCGACCAGACCGUCAGCACUCCCGGAUGCGUGUCUGUUCGUGAUCGCAUGGUCCCUCCGCCACCGCCGCCCCACCACCUCUAUGCGAAGGCUAACACCUCCUCUUCCAUCUUCCUGCACUGGAGGAGGCCUGCGUUCACCACUGCCCAAGUCAUUAACUACACCAUCCGCUGCAACCCCGUUGGCCUGCAGAACGCCUCUCUGGUUCUCUACCUGCAAACAUCAGAAACCCACAUGCUGGUUCAAGGACUAGAACCAAACACCAAGUAUGAAUUUGCUGUCCGCCUGCACGUGGGUCAGCUCUCCAGUCCCUGGAGUCCCGUGGUCUACCAUUCCACACUGCCAGAAGCACCCACAGGCCCCCCAGUCGGGGUGAAGGUGACCCUGAUAGAAGACGACACUGCCCUUGUUUCCUGGAAACCCCCAGAUGGCCCAGAGACAGUGGUGACACGCUAUACCAUCUUGUACGCUUCCAGGAAGGCCUGGAUUGCAGGCGAGUGGCAGGUCCUUCACCGAGAAGGGGCAGUAACCAUGGCGCUGCUGGAGAACCUGGUGGCGGGGAAUGUGUACAUUGUCAAGAUAGCUGCGUCCAACGAGGUGGGAGAAGGGCCCUUUUCAAAUUCCGUGGAACUGGCCGUCCUCCCCAAGGAUGCUUCCGAAUCCAACCAGAGGCCCAAGCGUUUGGAUUCUUCUGAUGCCAAAGUUUAUUCAGGCUAUUACCAUCUGGACCAGAAGUCAAUGACGGGAAUCGCAGUGGGUGUUGGCAUAGCCUUGACCUGUAUCCUGGUCUGUGUCCUCAUCCUGAUAUACCGAAGCAAAGCCAGGAAGUCAUCCGCCUCCAAGACCGUGCAGAGUGGAACACAGCCAUUAUCCCGAGCCAGUGCCUCUGUAGCAGCAGCGAGCGCCACAGGAAAGAACCUGGAGAGAGCUACAGAGAACGAGGAGUCCUCGGUUGCCAUGGUGCCCAGCAGCUUCAUCGACGCGAAGGGAGGGACUGACCUGGUCAUCAAUAGCUAUGGGCCUAUCAUUAAACACAACCCUAAGAAAAAGUGGCUUUUCUUCCAAGACACUAAGAAGAACAAAGUUGAACAGACUCAAAGAAGAUUUCCUCAGGCUGUCUGCUUUUACCAGCCAGGCACCACAGUGCUGAUCGGUAACGAAGACUCCCCCAGCUCCCCAGGCCAGACCACCAGCUUCCCAAGACCUUUUGGGGCUACUGCCCUCGACACAGAGCAUUCAGCGAACAGUGAAGGCAGCCAUGAGACGGGGGAUUCUGGGAGGUUUUCCCACGAGUCCAAUGACGAGAUACACCUGUCCUCCGUCAUCAGCAGCACACCGCCCACCUCGAAUUCCCUCGCUGGCAGUGAUUCCGAUGGGGAUGCUGCGCAGAAGCAGCACCGAGACCCUGCCCAGCCCUUGCGGGGCGAGCAGACCUCAGCCCCGCUGCCGCCAUCUGCAGGGCUGCGAUAUGCUGCCGCUGAGGGGUUUCCAGUUUAGACAGCCGUGCUCAGGUAUUCACAACAAGCAUCUGUUCGAAGGACAAUGAACAGGGAGCCAAAGCCUUUGUGAAAAGCUUGAUGUCUUACUGUUUAUCGUUUGUUUUGUUUUAUCUUUUUUUUAAAAUUUUUUUAUAAUUAUUUGUAAGCUCACGAAUUUUGAAUGUUUCAAUUGUCAACAAUGUGAAAGGGGGCAGUCAAGAUGCUUGACUGGACUCCAAGAUAUAUCACUGGAGCGGAGGGAGACUGCUUGAGCCCUCUGCUGAAUAGCUACCUCAGUUUGCUGUUGGUGGACUCUGAAGACAACUUUGCUGCCUUCUUCGUGUGCUGGUUUCUCUCAGCGGCAUAACCAGCGGGACUUCUAGUGACGCUGUGUGUCCAGUGUGUGUGUGACGUGUGUGACUGAGGAGUCCGAUAGGUAGAAGAGGAAGAAUGUUGAUCUGAAGCUCUGAUUUUUUUUUUUUUUUUUUUUAAAGAACUGUGACACCUGCAUGAUUUGGGUAAUGUAACACCUCUGGCUGUGAGGAGAAAAUAUGGAAGUAUAUUUAUUUGAAUGGAUGAAACAAAUACGUCUCUUUGGAGAAGAGAACCAUUCCAUAGUAUAUAGGGGAUCGUGUCCUUGCAAAGCUGCUGGGCUUGGGGCACCGGAGCAGGAGACCUUCGCUCCGGCCGCACAGGCCCGCCCUCAGCCUGCGAAGCCACCUUUCCCUUUGCCCCACAGCUGGCCUAGGGCUGCGCUGUCUCUUGUAGAACAUCUGAAGAGUUUCCAGAGCUAGCUGCAAAAUACAAUGUUGGAAAGCGGAUUUUUUUUUUUUUUAAUGAUUCAGAUUUUCUUUUUUAAAAUCUCAGUUUGGCUUCAAAUGGGGCAAAGAAGAAACCUUAUCAAAUAUUAAGAAUGAAGAUAAAUGAAACAAUAGAGUAAGACAAACGAGGUUUUCAUAAUAGUAGUGCCUUCCAUGAUGAAAAAUUUUGCCUUAUACCUUUUUAAUAUUCACAAAGAUGUUUAGGAAAAAAGGUACCCAAAAUUUGCCUUAAAAGAAAGCUUGGAUUUUAGCGAUAGCUGUUUUGCUAUCUGCACCUUGCUGGAGUUGUUCUCUUUUUGAAGUGCAGGUUUGCCCCACCACCACCCUAGCGGCUGAGCUCUUGGCUUUGUACCCCACUGACACGGGAAGUGAGUUCAUCCUCUGGUUUGAAAUCAACAAUCGUUUACUGCCUCUUGUCAUCACAAGGCAACGUGCUAGGUGCCGAGCCCCGCGGGAAGGACAACAACUGAGCUGUGAAGAGAAGAAGAAACAAGUCCUUAGCCUUUUAAAAUCAUGGAGUUUGCCCUCCCCGACAGUUUUUUGGAAAUGGCUUUUGAAUUGCAUUUUAAAAGAAGAACCCUCCGUGGGUUUUCCCUUGAAACCAUCCCGCCAUGCACAGACAAGGCAGGGCCAGCCAAAUGAUGUUCUAAAGUCAAGGGAAUUCUGCCACAUCAUCACCCCGGCGUCAUCUGCUGUGAAGGACUAACUCUGCCACAGUUUUCAUCGGGAUUCUAAGUUUUGUGCCAAAUUGGACUUGCUUAGAAGCUGAUGACAAGAUGUGCCAGGCGCCGCCUCUCAACACAGCUCUGUCCCUUUCACCGUGGGCUUCUCGGCAAAGUGGGGGGAAAAGAAAGAAGAAAAAAAGAAAGAAAAAAGCAGAGCUUUAGGUGAACAAUCGGAGGCGAGAAAAAUGGCUUCCUUCCCCUGCCUUCGCGCUCCUGUUUAUACUACCUCCGUUUUAAAGUUAUUCUAGUGUUACUGUUCUUUCCUGUACUCAGGGACUUUUUUGUUACUCUUGAGCUCAUGAUGCAUGGGCGGGUGCAUUGACAGGGUAUGGUGUUGUUAGGUUCGUAAGGAGAAGAAAGUGGGCCAACUUCUCUCAGUAUCUAAAAUGAAGGGGCACAAUGGGGUCGGUAGUUUUCAAAAGUCAGAAGCAAACAGAAUGUAAAGGAGAAACCAGGUUUAGGGCCAGACUUAUUUAAACCGUGGUCCCUGCCUGGAUCAUCUGAAAGACUGUGACCCGACAGCUCCGGAUGAAAGUGCUCUGUUUAAUGAUGACUAGGCCCUUAGUUAGGAUAGGCCUUUAGCUUAUAAUUAUUUGCUAGUUCAUUUUUGUUCUUAUACAGACUUUUCUGUCAAUUCUGUUACCAAAGAAUUUCCAAUAGACAGUAAAAUUUCUAUGAUAAGUACCUUAAAUCCAAUUCACUAGAAACAGCUAUAAAUAGACUCAAACACAAGUCAUUUCUAACCCUAAACCAAAGGGUUUACAUUGAUAGUUACAAUUAAUUAGGCUAGUGACAUAAACUACCUUACUGUCACCAGAGAAUUUAAAAUAAAUUGUUGUAAUUUCCUUGCCAGCAGAUGAUUACAAACUAUUUGAAGUGUAAGGUUUUUUUUCUUUCUUCAGCAAGUAAAGAAACUUUCAACUCUAUAGUAUUAAUGUAUUUUCAAAUUGUUGUAAUUACUUGUUGAAGAAAAAAAAUAAAUCUUACUACUAAUCUCACGGACUAAGGUAUUUAAUGUUCAACAGAGGUUCUCUGCUUGACGAGAGCCAGCUUCUUCAAAGUCCGAAGUACAGAAUUCUAACUAAAGUGUGCAGGUUAUCAUAUCUUCCUCAAGAUUUCAUUACUUCAUCAUAUUCAACUCCAAAUAAGCUGACAUGCAAAAUAGGAACUGUUUCAUUUUCCAAAAACAUAUUUGCUGGAAGUGGUAAUAACCUGCCUGCCUGUCCUUUUUAAUGUCAAAUAUUACAAUAUACUGCUCAUCAGUAUUUUCAUACCAAAGACCAUUAAAAAAUAUAGUUUAGCCUGUAAGUAAAGAUGAGCAGGUUUAAAAUAAGUUUAUUUAGAAGCAGAUAGGGAAGAUAGCUUUAGUGGCAAAAAGAAAAUAUCAAAAGGCUAAGUUUACAUAGUUAAAGACAAUAAAUACAGUUAUAUUGGUAUUUAUCAGUGUUUUUUAUUCGAGUACUUUAUAUCAGCAAAUUAAAAAGAAAUUAAAAACCAAAGAUAUUUAAGGUUACCUCAGAAUAUAGGGAAAUUUAGCUAUACAUUGAACUAUUGUUUGUUGUUUUAUGUUAACAAACUGUCUCUCUAGAACCUCUCCUUUGUGUCCAGACAGCAUCCUGAGGAUUUUCCAUGAAAUCUCAUUCAGCCACAGGGAUGUUUUUACUAAAUGGUGUGAUACUUCCAUACUGCCUGUGAGUGUGACAGGUCAGCAGAGAGAGCAUCAGGCUCCUCUGUUAUGGAGUACUAUGGGAACCCUAUAUCCUAUAUAGUCUGCAUUCCAAUGUAGAGUCGUUCCCUAGAUACCCAGACAGCUUCAGGAAAGCAAAAUGUGCCACUGUUUGGGUGAACAGAGCUUUGGGUUCAAGUUCGGUUCCUAAAUUGUUAGGUUUCAUUGUGUGAGAAAGCUGGACUUUCAACCUCAAAGGAAAACCUGUUAAAGUACCAAGAAGAUUAGAUACUACUGAUGUGUUAGAGGCUCUCUCACCUUUACCUCAGACAUGGGCGGUGGCAGCGAUACUGCAGUGACUGGGUUGUGCACUGUUUGUCUUUCUUCUGAAGGACUUCUGCAAAAAGCAUAAAGAAGGCUUAUAGCCGACUGGAGCACUAUUCAAGUCAUUAGAAAGACACCAUUGGAAACAGUGUUUUAGAGGCAGGGAUGAUGUCCUCCUGUAAUCAGUUGUAGCUGUCGGAGGGGGGUGGGGUGCAUUUUAGGAAGUGCUACCACACAUGGGUCAGUCAGAGCCUGUUGUAAUUCAUGAUUCGAUUCUGUACAUUUGCAUAUCAUCUGGCAUCCAUUUUGAAUACCAGAUGUGGGAAAGAGUUUGAACUGUAUUGUAAAGAGUUGGUACCUGAGGCCAACCAUGUAUUUUGCAAGAUUUUCUUCCUGAAAAUUUACUGCAUGGGUCCCUGAUAAAAUCGCUUUGGUAGAAGUCAAAAAAAAAAAAAUCACUCCUGGGCUGUGUGAGCACAGAGCGGUGGGUUCUGGAGACCACCAUCCACAUCUGUUUGUCUAAUUGUGAAUUUCGUUGACGUUUAGAAGACAACCGUAGGGUCUCUGCCAGGUUGUUCAUGCUCAGGACACAAGUUCACAGGCUGGCGCCAUGCUUGUGUUACAGGCUUAUCUAGCAGGUGGGUGACGUAUUAAUUUUCUUGCAAUUUCUUAACAAACUUGCACUAAUUUAGUGUCCGCAAAUAGCAACACACAGUGUUGGAGGUCUGUAGGUCAGAACUGUUUUCUUUUGGGGUCAGUUUCCUGCUGUGAAACUCUUGCUGUCCUGGAACCUGCUGUCUGUGUAAACCAGGCUGGCUUUGAACCCCUGGUCACCCUGCCGCCUCAUGUCCCACAGCCUGAGAUUGCAGUGGUGUGCCACCAGGCCAGCUAUAGGAUAAAGUGAAGGUGGAGACGGGGUCCGCGCUCCUUCCGAGACCUGAAGGAGUAAUCAAUCCGUUCCCUUGCUUCUUUCAGCUUUUGAAGACUGAACUCUUUCCUUCAGAGCCAGCCACAUAGCCUCUCUCCUCCUCCUCUUCUUCAGGCCCCUCAAAAGAAAAGUUGUUCAGUUUUAAGUAUUUGAUUAGAUUUGUCUGGCCUUCAUCAUCUGAGAUGAUGAUGUCUUACUUGAACCAUAUCUGACAGGUUUCCUUUGUCAUACAUGGUAAGAUUCUCACAGGUUUGAGGCAGUUCUCUGCAAGCAUCUGUGGGUGACCAUUAUUUUCCCCUACUGUAAUAUGGUAGGAAUCCAUCAAUUGUGUGGGAUUCCUCUCUCAGUAACAUGGUACUAGGUUUUCAAGAGAUAGCAAAUCUGAUGUUCCCUUGCCCCAUGGAGACCUUUGAAUUUUCAAAGACCAGAAAAGGUAGACACUGUAAUUUGUUGAAAGCAUCCAUUAAAAUCUCUCUCUGAACAUCCCUCAACGACAGUUCGACUUGAAGCAUUUUUGGAAACAAGCUUCAUUUACUUCCUAUCCCCUCCAGUCUGACCUAUGUUUUCA